AUAAAAAAAAAGUCUGCGUGUGUGCAAUGGAAACCCAAAGAAGAAGUAGCUGAAAAAACUAGUAAUAAAGAAAGAAGAAAAGCAGCUUACUUCACGAGCUCCUCUGUUCUUUCUUUCUCUAAGCUUAUUAUAUACACAUACAUACACACAAAAAAAAUAAAAAAAUAAUACUAUAUAUAUUACAUAUAAAUCUUGAUGAACAACACGUCUGGUUAAUCAAAACCCUAAGAGAAGUUGCAAUCUGAUCAUCAUUUACUUAGCUGUAAGGUAGAGAAAGUGGGUGAUAAUAAUGUCAGAGUUAGCUUGUUAAAAGGGAAGGUUAUCUUGAAAGUAUGGAUCGGACAGCAGUGACAGUAGGACCAGGGAUGGACGUACCGAUCAUGCACGAUAGUGAUAGAUAUGAGCUUGUAAGGGAUAUUGGUUCUGGAAAUUUUGGUGUUGCAAGGCUUAUGAGGGAUAGACAGACUAAUGAACUUGUUGCUGUUAAGUAUAUCGAGAGAGGUGAGAAGAUUGAUGAAAACGUCAAGAGAGAAAUCAUCAACCAUAGAUCACUGAGGCACCCUAACAUAGUCAGAUUCAAAGAGGUCAUAUUAACACCAACUCAUUUGGCUAUUGUGAUGGAAUUUGCAUCUGGAGGAGAGCUGUUUGAGCGCAUAUGCAAUGCUGGUCGUUUCAGCGAGGAUGAGGCACGGUUUUUCUUCCAACAACUCAUAUCAGGGGUCAGCUAUUGUCAUGCUAUGCAAGUGUGCCACAGAGACUUGAAAUUAGAGAAUACAUUACUGGAUGGAAGCCCUGCACCAAGGCUAAAGAUUUGUGAUUUUGGAUAUUCUAAGUCCUCAGUGUUGCAUUCACAACCAAAGUCGACUGUUGGUACACCUGCAUAUAUUGCUCCAGAAGUGUUAUUGAAGAAAGAAUAUGACGGGAAGAUUGCAGAUGUCUGGUCUUGUGGAGUGACUUUGUAUGUCAUGCUGGUGGGAGCAUACCCUUUUGAAGACCCAGAGGAGCCUAAAAAUUUUCGAAAGACAAUACAGCGAAUCUUGAACGUACAGUAUUCCAUUCCUGAUUAUGUACAUAUCUCUCCAGAGUGUCGUCAUCUCAUAUCAAGGAUUUUUGUUGCUGAUCCUGCAAAGCACCUUGGUGCAUUGUUCGUAAUUAUUUGGACUUCAAUCCUGUCUUGGUUAGAAAUAUCUCAAACUCGAUCCUUUUGGUGUUUCUUCUUUUUGGCCAACCUCCUCAUUUUUGGUUCUUAUGUGAGGUUUCUUUCAUUUGUUUGUUGAGUUGCCUGGUGAAUGAGAUAGUAUUUUACUUAUGAUAUUUAGAUAUUCUUUUUUCAUCUUUCUUUCCGAUUAAUAUAUCAUAAACUUUGAUGUCGUCAUGCUAUCAUAUUGCAUUGCAACAGAGGAUAACGAUCCCUGAGAUCAAGAACCAUGAGUGGUUCUUGAGGAACCUUCCUGCAGAUCUCAUGGAUAAUACUACAAACAACCAGUUUGAGGAGCCGGAUCAACGUAUGCAGAGCAUUGACGAAAUCAUGCAGAUAAUAACUGAGGCAACCAUUCCUGCUGCCGGGACCAACAGCCUCAAUCAUUACCUCACUGGAAGCUUGGACAUUGACGAUGACAUGGAAGAAGACUUGGAGAGUGAUCCUGACCUUGAUAUCGACAGCAGCGGAGAGAUUGUCUAUGCAAUGUAAAAUAUAUGUGGAUGUCGAAGAUGACAGAUCAAACACAACCAGUUUGAGUCCCACAGUUCUUAGUGACUGUUCCACCGUUUAUAUAUGAAAUGCAGUUUACAGCAAUUCAGGCUUUCUCCUGUGUCUUUUUUAGUGACUGUUGCUGUAAUGUAUUGCUUGAUUUCCCUUCUAAAUAUGUGCUCUUGGAAACUGCUUUGUAACGAUAUUUUAUAACAGUAAUGUUUACUUUGUAGCUGUAAAUGUAAAAUAGUUUUAGCCAAA
Molecule: messenger RNA, 1951 nt
Organism: Capsicum annuum
Lineage: Eukaryota; Viridiplantae; Streptophyta; Magnoliopsida; Solanales; Solanaceae
Product: serine/threonine-protein kinase SRK2E
Exons: 10
Coding region: 333-1277 (314 amino acids)
Biological process (GO): intracellular signal transduction; protein phosphorylation
Cellular component (GO): nucleus
Molecular function (GO): ATP binding; protein serine/threonine kinase activity
Source: RefSeq, a predicted model, not a curated record